Molecule: messenger RNA, 1560 nt
Organism: Anopheles moucheti
Lineage: Eukaryota; Metazoa; Arthropoda; Insecta; Diptera; Culicidae
Gene: Lst8
Product: protein LST8 homolog
Exons: 3
Coding region: 224-1219 (331 amino acids)
Biological process (GO): TOR signaling; regulation of actin cytoskeleton organization
Cellular component (GO): TORC1 complex; TORC2 complex
Molecular function (GO): protein binding
Source: RefSeq, a predicted model, not a curated record
GACCCGCACUGUCGGAGUUUUUCUGUUAUAAGCUUAUGAAAGCAAAUUAAUCGAAAAGUAGUGAAAGAAGUUACGUUUGUUACUUCACCAAAUUCAGUUAGCUGUGCCGGAGAACUUAACGGAGAGGGAAAACUUCCUACAUCCUGUGUUUUUGUUUUUGCAGUAUCCGCUUCCUGUUCACAGGUAUCCGACAGAACUUGCAAGCCUCAACGGGACAGUAAUUAUGACGGCGGAUUCAAUCAACGAACCGAUACUGGUGACCGGCGGUUACGACCAUACGAUUCGUGUUUGGCAACCGUACACCAGCCAAUGUGUGCGGACAAUGCAACACGUCGACUCGCAAGUGAACUCGUUAGACAUCUCGCCGAAGCGUAACUUGCUGGCGGCAUGCGGCUAUCAGCACAUCCGUCUGUACGAUCUCGUCUCCAACUAUCCGAUCGUAAACUUCGAGGGCGUUACGAAGAACGUAACGCGUGUCGGCUUCCAGGAGGAUGGCAAGUGGAUGUUCACGGGGGGCGAGGAUGGAAAAGUGCGCAUCUGGGACAUGAGCUCGCAGAACCCAUCCUGCAAGCGCAUCUUCGACUGCCAGAGCCCGGUCAAUGCGGUCUGUCUGCUGCCGAACCAGGUGGAGCUGCUUAUGGCGCACCAGGGCGGUGGCAUCUACCUGUGGGACGUAAAGUCGGACCAGCACGACCACCUCCUGCCGGAAGUCGAAUGCUCGAUACAGGACGUUGCGGUGAGUCCGAACGGUGCGUACAUGGCAGCAAUCAACAACAAAGGCAGCUGCUUCAUCUGGAUGCUCACCAGCUGGAGUGGGCCACCGGGGCAAGAAACACAGCUGACCCGGUCGGAGGCGAAGCUCAAGAUACAGGCACACGAGAAGUACGGGCUAAGGUGCAAGUUCAGCCCCGACUCGAGCCUGCUGGUGACCUGCUCCGGUGACAGUACCGCAAAGAUCUAUUCCACCGACACGUGGACCGUACAGGCGGAGUUGCGCAUCGAUCGCUUCUGGAUCUGGGACGCUGCCUUCAACAACGAUUCCAAGUACCUGUUUACCGCCUCAUCUGAUAGUUUGGUGCGGCUGUGGCGAAUCGACACCAAGACGGUCGAGAGGGAAUACGCUGGUCACCUGAAGGCAGUCACUGCAUUGGCCUUCCAGGAUGAGCCUAUACGCAGCACUACCGAUACCACCGGUACUGGCCUGACGUCCACACACUAAUGAUAUCCUUCUUCCCUUUCUUCUGUUGUAACGCUACAAACAUCCGUCAGUCUUGGGCUGCCUUUACUGUCUGUUAAUAGGUGACUAUAUAUAAGUUGAAUGUUAGGCCGGGCUUGUUGGAAACAGCAACACACUGUGGGUAAUUAAAAUUAAUUGUCCAGUUUUAAAAUGUUUUUUUUUGUUUCACCUUGAUCCUUUAGUUGAUUAACUCAAUUUUGUUCCUCUUGUUUUACCGUACAAACACAAACAUGUACUUUAAGAUAGACAUUAAAAAAGUGUUUUGCUUAUGGCGUGCAUAGAAUUGUGUAAUAAAAUAAGCUCUAAUAAAUAAGGUUCAUAAA